AUGAAUGGAGGUAAUUCAGACCAGUCCAGAUUGAAUCGUACUACAUCUAGAUCAACUACAGCAAGUGGCGGCACGCUUUCACUGUCCCACUCAGAUAAGUCUAGUGAAAAUGGCUUGCUAGUGCCACCACUACCUGAUGUUGUACGCCGUGAAGGUAAGAAAUGGGUUUACGACAAGGUGUUGGACCGAUAUGUACCACUUGACAGGACGCCCUAUAUCGCUUCAAAAUUGGCUUACUUUCAUUGCCUUUCGAAAAUUUCGUCAAUGGCUAGUCACGAGUUGAAUUUCCAAUUGAAUAGAUCUGUGGUUCAAAAUUUGACAAACUUGGAAUUGUUGCGGUACAGUUAUUUCGAAGGAUUCGAAUACGAGGGGAGCAAAGUAGUCAUUGAUGGUGCUGUAUCAAGAAUUGGUCCAGCGACGACAUCAUCUACGGUGCAAGAGGAUGAAGAAGUAGCAAGUGGAGGUGCUGCUCUUGGCAGUGAUACAAUCCACAACAAGCAUUCCAAGAGCCACAAUAUGCGUUCACUACUAGAGAGUGACCAGUUUUGGAAUACAUGUUAUCAAGACUUGAAAUUUGAAAGCAUGGUUGAAGGGAGUGAUGUUUAUGACAAACUUCCGCCAUUGCAAUCUACAAUGCGAUUCUAUGUUGAGUUAAUUGAUUACAUACUCCUCCACUUGCACAUUCUCAAACCCAGUUUAGAGAAAAUCAAGAAAUCAUCCGAGUAUGACCGAUUGGCUAAGCAAUACCAAUUGUAUUUCAACAAUUGCCAUUUCAGCCGAUUAUGUCAGAUCCAACUGGGAUUCAAGGGGAUAGAAGUGAAUAAUAAAUUGAUCCUUACCAUUAUCACCAAUUUUGAAGCUGUUAAGAAGUUGUACCAGUUGGAUUCUCAUUUGGUUUCAAUUUGGACACGAUUCCUCACGUUUGUGGGCAAGAUCAUAGCGUAUUUACUGAAGGUGUCACCGACAUCAUUUCCACCAACACCACCAUCUACACCACAACUUCAGAGACAUGACCAAGAAUUGGGAUUCGAAUUUAGUACACAGCAACCAAACCCACCAUUUGCAAGGAAAACAUCAUUACAACAACAACAACAACAACCAAGACAAGCCCUGGUGGCUUCACAAUCCUCAUCGGUUAUGUCACACGCAGGCAAUCGUGAAGGGUCAGUGUGGACUAUGGAUACAAUGGCUUCCUCAAGUGAUGAAACAGAGUCGGUAAAUGAUAAUUUAUCUUCGUUUAGUCAAUUACUGCCGUUGUCAGAGAUUAGCACCAAUUCGAUAAAUUUACAAGCGACACCAAGUAAUGAGAGCAGUGCGAGCUAUGGCGCCGAGAGCGGCUCUAUGGGGAAGCCCAAGAAGAAAAUCUCAUUCUUUGGCAAGCUCAGGGGGAAGUAA
Lodderomyces theae is the source of this 1395-nucleotide messenger RNA. RefSeq lists its product as uncharacterized. Lineage: Eukaryota; Fungi; Ascomycota; Pichiomycetes; Serinales; Debaryomycetaceae. The transcript has a single exon. Bases 1 to 1395 code for a protein of 464 amino acids. The record is from RefSeq and is a predicted model, not a curated record.